This is a messenger RNA of Manihot esculenta (cassava), 1022 nucleotides long. RefSeq lists its product as uncharacterized. Bases 169 to 867 code for a protein of 232 amino acids. The record is from RefSeq and is a predicted model, not a curated record. The transcript has a single exon. Lineage: Eukaryota; Viridiplantae; Streptophyta; Magnoliopsida; Malpighiales; Euphorbiaceae.
UUUAAAAGACACGGUCUUUGAUUAUGCCAAGCUUGACCAUCCAAUAAAUCCCCUGUUUCUUGCCUCCUUCGUCACCCUAUCACUCUCUUCUACGUCUCAUAUAAACCCAGCCAAUCCAGCCCAGGCAAGGUGUUAAUCGCGAGCUCCGAUUUCCGACUCUCUCCAUAGAUGGCAUCGGCGGGCAUUCGUUGUCACGGGAACCAACAUUUCAUCAAUACCCGCUGGCCGGGAAACACUCAACCGAUUAAUCAGAAUGCUCGUGUUGGGCUGUGUUCCCUCGCGAUCGAUGCCUGUUCCAGACGGAAACAAUGGAGGAAUUGUUCGGUGUCGAUGGGGACGGGAAUGGGAAUGGCGGUGACAAAGCAUAAGAAUAAGAUCAAUGACGGUGAUGACGUGGCGGUUGUAUAUGAGAAGAUGGAUGAGUGGAUGAAAGAUUCAGUGGUGGAGAUUGUGAAGAAUUUACGAGAAGCGCCUUUGUUAGUCCAGGUUUACGAUAAAGGAGAAACGACGACGUUGAAGACGGAAAAGGCAGUGGAGGAAGAAACGUGGCCAUUGGUGAUGGAAAGAUGGGGGAAAAGAGAAGCGCCAUUACCUGAAGGGUUGAUAUUCGUGGAGCAAUUGGAGAAAGACGAGGAAGAGGAAGAGAAAGAGGAAGAGGAAGCGGAAGCGACGACGAGGGCGUGGGGAGUAGUGAUACAGGGGAAAGGGGUGGAUUGUGGGCCGGUGUGUUACUUGUUGAAGACGAGCAGAGCUAGGUCAUCAGGGAUGGGAGCCUGCUGCACCCACUUCUGCUUGAUGAGGGUGAAGAAUUUUAGGGAAAGUGCGAGGUCCCAGCUCAAGAAUUGCUGGUUGCUACAAGGCCAAUAAACCAUUGAGUUAAUGUGAUUAAUUACUUUUUCAUAAACCAUUUGUGUUAUUUUGAUAUUUGGUUUAUGUUGUAAAUGAUUUUUAUUUAUAGGAACUGAAUUAUUACUUAAUUGUAAUAAGACUAUCAUCUCAUCAAUUCUUAUGCGACUUUUUAA